AUGGCCAUCUUCCUUCUCGCCGUCGCCACCUCGACGCUGCCAUCCGGCAGCGCCCUGCGCCUCGCCUUGUCACCGUUACGUCCGGUCGACCAAAACCCAAGCUUCUCGAGCGCACGCUCUACAUCCCGGGAAGUCCUCGCCCAGCAGCAGCAGUGGCGGCAGCUUCAGCAGAGGCAGUGCGCGGCCAUUCAGGCCCGCGUCGGCUCCCUCGUGCAGGCGGAGGCCCGUACGCUCUACUGCAAGCUAGAGUCCGCGAUUUGCGACGAUGAGGGCUGUGUCGCCGAUCAGCGUGACUGGCUCGCCUCACACCUGGCAGCGCACGCAGUGAGGCUGGAGCGUGCGCACGAGGAGCUGCGAGAGUGGCUCGCGACGCGAGUCUCGCUCAUCUCUUGGGUAGCAGCGCACGCCUGGAUAUCGAUCACGCCUCCGCCUCUGCGCGACGUGCUGCUGCCAUGCUACAAGCCGCCAUCAGGCGCAGGCGGCUCCUCAUUCCACCUCUCCUCUCUCAGCCAGCUCACCUUUUACCGCGCCAUCGAGCCGCUGCGGCCGCACCUCCGGCGCACCAUCUGGAAGGGCGCGCUCGCGUCGCCCGGCAGGGUCUCCCGGCUGGUGGUGUCGGCGCUGCUCUGCGCGGCGGCGAGCGGGGUGGAAGGCUGGCGCGGCGGCCGCUGGGCGGGGCUCCUUGCGGCGCGAGUCAGGAUGGCGCUGCUGCCUCGAAUCCUCGACGACUACGCGGCGACGCUCGAGGCGAAGCUGGCCGAGCCAGGGAGGCGGCCGGGCGGCGUCACAGGCCGAGGGGGCCGGUGGCCGCUCAAGCGGUCGUAGGGGGCGCGCGGCUAAGCUGCGCCCGGCCUUGCCCGAGCUACUUACCCUGUCCUCCCACCAUGGCGGCGGGAGGAGGCCCGAGGGCCGCAGUGGAGCGCGGCGCGGCGCCGGCGCCACGGGCUGCCGCGUGGGCGGCUUGUGGCCGCAUGUGAGGUGCGCGAGUCGUGCGAGACCGUUUUUUGGCAAGCGCGCUGAAGCGCGCUGGUCUCGCGCGAUACGUAUCGGCGAUAGCCGAGCCGUAUGCCAGUGUUGUGUGUUGACUGUUGCGGCGUAACACUUGCGCGCGAUGCCGAGGGAGUUUUCUCGUCGAUUUUCCUUCUUUUGUUUGUUGGGGAUGUUGCCGCGGCCCAGCGGGUAGA
Emiliania huxleyi CCMP1516 is the source of this 1184-nucleotide messenger RNA. RefSeq lists its product as hypothetical. NCBI's taxonomy places the organism in Eukaryota, Haptophyta, Isochrysidales, Noelaerhabdaceae. The record is from RefSeq and is a predicted model, not a curated record. The transcript is spliced from 4 exons. Bases 1 to 825 code for a protein of 274 amino acids.